Molecule: messenger RNA, 1029 nt
Organism: Arachis stenosperma
Lineage: Eukaryota; Viridiplantae; Streptophyta; Magnoliopsida; Fabales; Fabaceae
Product: protein BPS1, chloroplastic-like
Exons: 4
Coding region: 1-1029 (342 amino acids)
Source: RefSeq, a predicted model, not a curated record
AUGGACCUCAGCUACGGCAACGCCAUUUUCCGGCGACACAGGCUCGACAACCCACCUCCAACAGUGGCAACGGAGCUUGCGCCGGUGACUGGCGCGAGGAGGCGGCGCAGCUUCUCUUCCUCUCCUUCUCUCGGAUUCCUUCUCUUCUCCGUCAGCAGCGGCGGUUCACAACUCCUCGCGGCUCUAACCCUCAUGAGCACUCUCUCUCUCACCGCGGCUGGGCUUUCCGAUGGCAUUGCGAGCUUUGGCGACGGCGACGGACCCUGGUGCAGGAGCUUGAUACGGUUGUAUGUGUUAAGAGAGGGUAGGGUGAGUGGCGGUGAGAGACAGGACACUGACACAGGGACACUGAGACACAAAAUCGUGUUUGACAGAGGAGACAUAGACAUAGACAUUGUGUUCAGAGACACUGAAUUAGUAAAAAAUAAUUAUCCUUCACUUGAUAGUUGGAAGAAGCAUAUUGAUUCUAGGAACCCUAGAAUUGAAAAAUGUGAUGGAAUCUUGGAUAAUCUUGUUGGGUCACUUGAUCUGCCAAAGGUCAAAAAGUCUCCCAAGGGGAAGGUUUUGAUGCAAGCUAUGUAUGGAGUAAAGGUUCAGACAGUAUUUGUAUAUAGUGUAUUUGCAGCGGCUUUUUCAGGCUCGACUAAGAAAUUGAUAGAUUUGGAUGUGGCUGAAAUAUAUACAUGGGUUCCAGAAUUUAAAAGUUUGCAAAAUCUUGUAAAUGAGGAAGUUACAGUUAGAUUUUCUAGUGGGCGAUUUACUGUGUUGAAGGAGUUGGAAGCAGUUGAUUCUGCUAUUAAGGAAUUAUACCCUAUUAUCCUUGAUGUGGUGGAACCCAUUGAGACAGAAUUGGAUCUGAAGACUGUUGAGCAAUUAGGCAGAGCGACAGAGAAGCUUUCAGAAGGAUUAGAUCUUCUUGCAAAAGGAGUGAAUGGCUUUUUCCAAGUGGUCUUGAGUGGUCGUGAUGCCUUACUAUCUAAUCUUAGAUCAGGUGGAAUUGUCUAUGACCGUGGCUCCGGGGUAAUAUAG